This is a messenger RNA of Aphidius gifuensis, 2128 nucleotides long. RefSeq lists its product as uncharacterized. The coding region runs from base 104 to 1387 and encodes 427 amino acids. The record is from RefSeq and is a predicted model, not a curated record. NCBI's taxonomy places the organism in Eukaryota, Metazoa, Arthropoda, Insecta, Hymenoptera, Braconidae. The transcript has 2 exons.
GACGCUCGCUAACAUGAAGAAGUAGUCGUCGAUAUUGGUUUUAUUCACUUGACAACUCUCGGUCACCACAUUCAUUUCAAUAAACAAGAAAAUAAAUACCAAAAUGUUUUGUAUUAAAUCGAUUUUUUUACUUUUAAUAAUUAUAAAAAAUACAAGUGCUGUACUAAUCAAGUGUUGUGAUGACAACUAUUAUUUAAAUGAUAAUUUCAAAUGUAUUAAGUCUCAAAAAAAUAACACAGUAACUUUUGAUAAUAUAACUGAUGGAACUGAAUCUUCUUUCAAGCCUUGCAUUUAUGAUUUUAUUGGCCAAUCAAGUGAGGAAAAAAUGUGUAUGGGAAUUUUAAAAAAUGAAACAAUUAUCAAAGUGUCUUGUUUUGUUGUUCAUGGAGUUACUGAAAAUAUCCAGUGUGAUAGUUUAUUGACAGUUUUAAAUUUUUGGGGUGCAAAAAUGGUUAUAUUUGCUACAAUUUUUUACACAAUACCAUAUUUAAUUUUAAUUAUUGUUUAUGUUGUUUAUUCAGAUCUUAGAAUUCGUGCUUAUGAUAAAUCAGUACUGUCAUUUAGUGUUUAUUAUUUUGUGAUUAAUUGUUGUCUCGUGACUCUUGGAUUAUUUGAAACUUGUCAUAAAAUUUUACCUGCUUAUGUUUAUGGAAUUUUUGGAUUAGUUUUUAUAUUUUUAGUACAACAAACUUGCAUGUGGUUAUUUGCAAUUUGUUUUGACAUUACACUUGUUAUUACUAGAUUUCAAUGGGCACCCGGUAAUGAUGAUUCUAAAAAAAGAAAUGAAAUUAAAAAAUUUCGUACGUAUACCGUAAUUAUUUUAGCUGUAUCAUUGAUUCCAACUGUUAUUACUGCUGUUUUUGAAUUUAUACCAAUUUUGCCAAAUGAUUCAUUUUUUAAACCAAACUUUUCAAAUUUUCAUGGUAAACGUAAAACAUCACAGUUAAUAUAUACAUUCACGGUUCCAGUUUUAAUGCUACUAGCAAAUACAAUAUUAUUUAUUUAUACAACUUACAAAAUGUUUAAAGUACAAAAAGAUACUAAAUUUUUGAAUAAAAAUAAUGUUAAACAAGCCAAAAGCAAAUAUUGGGUAUAUCUUAAGCUAUAUUUAAUUAUGGAUACACCAUGGAUAUCUGGAACUUUGUCUGCAAUUUAUCCAAGUCUUUGGAUGUUAAAAUUUGUACGAAUGAUACAACCACUAUUGGUACUUUAUGUAACACUUCCAAAAAAAAGAGUAAUUCAAGCAAUUGGAUGUAAAAAAAAAGUAUUAAAUAAAAGUCCAUCUAUUCGUAUGAUUCAAUUAACUGAUAAAAAAUCUUUAAAACAAUUAAAUGACAAUGAAUUGGGUUUAACAAAGCCACUUAAUAUUAAUGAGGAUGAUAAAUAAAUAUAAUUGUUAAAAUUACAUUCAUUUUAAGACUAAUUAGCAUUUAUUUGUCAUACGAAUAUAUUAUUUUAAAUAUUUUAAAUAAGUUUGUUGUUUAUAAUAUUUAAUAUUAAUGCUUUUCAAACAUUUUAGUGAACAAAAUAUAAUGCAUUUUGUCGCAAAUGAAUUGGGUAAAACUGAAACUGUAAUUCCCAGUUCAUAACAGUGCGGAAAUGGUUAUAUAAACGAUUCUAAUAGACUCUUUAACUAGGUUAGAGUAGAUUGAAAUACUUCGAAGCGAUGUUCACCAAACAUAUAGCACACUCAAUUCCACCAAUUGAAUUAUAACAAUUUUUUUUUUAAUUAUCACUCUUUUUUUUAAUAAAUAAUUAAAUUAUGUGGUGUAAUAACUUUUGAUAAAUUAAUUAAAAAAUUUUAAUGAUAAAAAAAAAAAACUUUAUUAUCUUUUUUAUUUUUUUUUUUUAUUUUUUUGUGCUAACUUUUGUUUUUUUUUUUUUUUUUUAGUAAAUACAGUGAAAAACAUAUAGUUUUUUUUUUUAUUUAACAAAACGACGCUGAUUUUUAAUCUAGGUAUGCGAAUGAAAAAGAAAAAAUAAAUAAUAAAAUUCAAGAUAGUAAAAAUUCAGGGAACAACGCUCAACGAUCAGGAAUUGGUGAAGAACUUUAUUUUAUGCGAAACGAGAAAGGCGGUGGUGUGCAAGAACCGAUGAUUUCUCGAAGUUCAGACAGUGAAAAAAAAAA